CCCUAUAAAAAAAAUUCUGGAAAAAACUAUCAUUUUUUAUCAUUUUUCUAGUUUUUAUUCUGAAGAAACUCAGACAUGUGAUCGUUUAUUUUUUUUUUUUCGGAAAAGGAUAUCCAAAACUUAAUAAAGAUAUCCUUUUCUUGAUAUUUGAAGAAUUACAUUAUUUUCCGAAAAAGAAUAUCCCAAACUUAACAAAGAUAUUCUUUUCUUGAUAUUUGAGGAAUUAAAGAUUAUUCUGAAGAAACUUAGACAUGUGAUGAAGAAAAAUGGCCAAACUUAAUAAAGAUAUCCUUUUCUUGAUAUUUGAGGAAUUAUAAGAUUAUUUUUCGAAAAAGAAUAUCCAAACUUAACAAGGAUAUUCUUUUCUUGAUAUUUGAGGAAUUUCAGGAUUAUAGAAAAUUUCUAAUUUUAACUGGAGAGGAAAUUAUUUUUUUAAAAAAUAAAUAAAAGGGAUAGUAAUAAAAAAAUUUUUUUAUGUAAUACUAAUUUUGGAGGUUUGACUGUACUUAGAGAUUCGGAGGGGCGAUGGGUCGGAUUGGGUCGCGUUUAACUCACCGACAGGUUAUUCACCGACAAACGUUUUACCGAUAUAUAUAUAAAAUUAAAUAUAAAAGUUUUAAAUAUUUUUACGUAUAUAUUUAUAUGAAAUAGAAUUUUUAGUAGCACGUAUUUCCUUGUUAGAUUUAAUAAAAUACAAAAAA
Rhizophagus irregularis DAOM 181602=DAOM 197198 is the source of this 701-nucleotide messenger RNA. NCBI's taxonomy places the organism in Eukaryota, Fungi, Glomeromycota, Glomeromycetes, Glomerales, Glomeraceae. The record is from RefSeq and is a predicted model, not a curated record.